This is a messenger RNA of Boeremia exigua, 1719 nucleotides long. RefSeq lists its product as uncharacterized. Gene Ontology annotation, molecular function: G protein-coupled receptor activity. Gene Ontology annotation, biological process: G protein-coupled receptor signaling pathway; cell surface receptor signaling pathway. NCBI's taxonomy places the organism in Eukaryota, Fungi, Ascomycota, Dothideomycetes, Pleosporales, Didymellaceae. The record is from RefSeq and is a predicted model, not a curated record. Bases 110 to 1645 code for a protein of 511 amino acids. The transcript has 5 exons. Gene Ontology annotation, cellular component: membrane.
CGGCAGAUCGGCUGAAGUUCAGUGGGGUGGUAUUUGAGUAUACUCCAUGUCGUGUCUGUCUAUCUCUCAAUAGACGUCCUGCGCAUAACCUUUACUUUUGGCGGCCAAGAUGGACAACGCAACUCUAGCAUCGUUGCGGAGUCCGUUGAGAGGGCUGUGCCCGCCACCUUUCUACGAUGCCUCUCAAUUUGGCUUGAAUGGCUUUGUUGAUGGACGUUUCUGCGCGCAGGUCGAUUAUCGCGUGAAGGGUCUUAGCUGCUGUUUGCCUUGUCCAUUGACAGAUUAUUUGUACCCAGCAGAGUUUAAUACAUGGUACCGUGUCGCAGAAGCACUGAACGUUGCCGGUCUCAUAUGCAUGGUUCUCCUUUUGAUAACCUUCUUGGUCCUUCCUGCUGAAAAGACUCGCCGGCACUAUCUGAGUUACUGCCUCAUCAUCGCCGCCACGUUCAUGGCUCUUGGUUUCGUGAUUCCUUUCGGCGCACAGCCUGAACAGUGCUACGACGAGAUAACACCCAACGACAUGUACUCCAACUUGACUUGUGCCUUUUCUGGUGCAUUCCUCAUCUCAGGCGGUUUGUCAAUCGCGGUUUGGAUCUUUAUCCGUGCCUUGUCAAUGCACCUCCAGAUUUGCUGGGAUGUAACACCUGGAAAGAAGUUCUUCUACUGGGCACAAGGACUGGGUUGGACAGUUGCCGCGACAUUCUUCACCAUUACUAUCACUAUCACAGGAGUCUCCUAUCGCUUUGGCGACGUCUGUCACGUCAACUCGGAGCAUUCUAUGAAGGACUUUUGGGGCCCUCUCCUGGCCAUCUCCGGUGGUGCUAUGCUGAUCCAGAUCGCAACGUUCGUGUACUGUAUCAAGGUGUACCUCCAGAACAUGUGGAGUGAUGACAAGACAGAAACUCAAAGCAGUGCCGGACUCCCAUCAUACACCGGUAGCGUACGCACAAAGUCCGCCCGAGCUGUCUAUCGCCGUGUGCGCAAAGUGCUCUGGCUCCAGUGGAGAGGCAUCACCAUUGUUGUCUUCAUUCUGGUCGAUGUCAUCUUCUUCUCGAUCGUCUUCAUCUGGUUAAAUUCUAUCUCAUCGCAUGCGCUGGAUGACCUCGAGGAUCUUCAGCCCUACAUUCGAUGUCUUAUCAAAUCUCCCCUCAACCCAGAGCCGUGCUUGCAGUAUGGUCAGCAGCUAGCCAUCAACCAGGCAACCGUCAUUGCGAUCCUGAUGAUGUUAUCCAUCGCUGGGUUGCAAGUCUUCAUGUUGCUUCUCCGCUGGAGCAUGGUGACUGGAUGGAUCGAAUUCUUCAAGUCCAAGUUCAGCAAGAACCGCGAGUUUGUUUCCUUGGACGCCAAGAACUACCAGGAGAAUCCCAAGAACUACGAGUUGAGAAAAUUCGAUCAGACGGACCUCCAGUCACCACCACACGCCUUCUCUAGCCCGGACUCUGCUAAUUAUCGGGACGGUACACCAGACUACUUCCAGAAAGAGGUGGACAGGCCGUAUAGAAGCCCAACGCAGAGCUACUCAUCACCGAGGCCGUUCUCACAAGGCACAAUAGCAGCAUUUCCGAGCGGAGAAUGGGACCCGAGAAGUACACAUGCAAGAGGCGGCUUGGGCUUGCACCCUCCAAACUUCGACUCCAAGAUCUGAACGACCAUAACAUGAUUGAGGAUACGACCAUAUUCCAAAAGAUGUAUAGCAUCCACUAAAAAACACAUACGCAU